CUCUAAGUGGCCGGAGCAGCGCGGUUUCAACACAGGGUUCGGGAAACCCGGUGAGGUGCCAACAGAGGUGGCCAAAACCGGACCGCAGGCGCCGCGAGAUCUGGGCCCCACGCUGUGAGACUGCCCGUGACGCUAACACCGCACUGCGCGACAAAGUGCUGAACGUCAUCGUCCUGCGACUCCGACGCAGUAAUAGGACGCCCUCCCGGAAGUGGGCUCUGGAUCGGGCAGUAAAAGUGGUAGCCAGGUCGCAGCUGAGCUGUUUCUCUGCGUUUCCUCUCGAUCCCUCCUGAGCCCUGCAGGUCCGCGUAGAGACGAAACUUCUCCGCUGUCAUGGGGGGCGGAGAUCUGAAUCUGAAGAAGAGCUGGCACCCACAGACCCUCCGCAAUGUGGAGAAGGUGUGGAAGGCCGAGCAGAAGCAUGAGGCUGAGCGGAAGAAGAUCGAGGAGCUGCAGCGGGAGCUGCGGGAGGAGCGGGCCCGGGAGGAGAUGCAGCGCUACGCUGAGGACGUCGGGGCUGUCAAGAAAAAAGAGGAAAAACUGGACUGGAUGUAUCAGGGUCCUGGCGGGAUGGUGAACCGCGAUGAGUACUUGCUGGGGCGCCCCAUUGACAAGUACGUUUUUGAGAAGAUGGAGGAGAAGGAGGCAGGCUGUUCUUCGGAGACUGGACUACUCCCAGGCUCCAUUUUUGCCCCUUCCGGUGCCAAUUCCCUUCUUGACAUGGCCAGCAAAAUCCGGGAGGACCCACUCUUCAUCAUCAGGAAGAAGGAGGAGGAGAAAAAAAGAGAGGUGUUGAAUAAUCCUGUGAAAAUGAAGAAAAUCAAAGAAUUGUUGCAGAUGAGUCUGGAAAAAAAGGAGAAGAAGAAAAAGAAGGAGAAGAAAAAGAAGCACAAGAAACAUAAGCACAGAAGCUCCAGUAGUGAUGGUUGCAGUAGCGAGGAGGAGCGCAGCCGGGGGAGAUCUCAAAAGAAGGUGGCAGAUUCUUCCCCUUUGCUGUCCAGAGCCCCGGGAUAUGGCUUACAGAUCAGGGACUCCUACCAUAGCCAGGGAGCGCAGAGUUCUCCGAUGGCCAAGCAAAAGGGAACGCACGGGUUGAAGAAUUAUUCCAGGUCCAGAAGCUCCUCCCACUCACCUCCCAGACAUGCCAACAAGAAGAGCACCCGAGAAGCAGGGGCCCGGGACAGGAGUUCUCGAUCCCCAGGCAGAAGGUCACGGUCCCCGAGGCCAAGCAAAGCGCACAACUCUAAGGUCAACAGAAGAGAGAGAGGCCGAACUAAGAGCCCAUCACCUAAAAAGGAGGUCUACCAAAGGCGGCACGCCCCUGGAUACACCAGAAAGCUCUCAUCGGAGGAACUAGAGCGAAAACGUCAAGAGAUGAUGGAAAAUGCCAAGUGGCGGGAGGAAGAGAGGCUGACCAUCCUCAAGAGGCACGCCAAGGAUCAUGAACGGGAGCAGAGGCUGGAGAAGCUGGGCUCCAGGGAUGGGAAGUUUAUCCACCGCAUGAAGCUGGAGAGUGCAUCUUCCUCCUCCCUGGAGGAUAGGGUGAAACGGAACAUCUACUCUCUACAGAGAACCUCAAUAGCUCUGGAGAAGAACUUUAUGAAAAGAUAAAAGCUAUCCCCUCUCUUGCUGGCUUUCCUGAAUUUUCCAGGGAGGCUAUUGAUCCCUUAAAAAUUCUCUUUAUAAGAGUUCAAGUGACUUCUUGCACAGUUGUCAAAGCACCACUGUUCAAAGUGACUCUCUUCCGGUGAUUCCUGAAACAGCUUACUUCCUUUGAGAACCAGUGCAACGCACUUUAUGGGACACUCAGUAACUUUUGCUGAGUGCCUUGUAGGUUUUAAUGGGUGGGCACUGGACACUCUAGGUGUGAGCACUCACCCUGCUCUGGAAGGCUGUUUCCUGUGGUCAUGAUACUUCUUAUGCCACUUUAUUCCCCGCUGUGAGAACUGUGUGCCUCAGUGUAGACCAGACCUUGCAGAAACCUCUCUCCGGAGUUGCCCAGAUAGACUGUGCUUGGUGGGAUAAAUGAACAUCUUUCUUGAUUUAGAAGAUCAUGUGACAGAAUGCUGUCAGCUUAGGGCAGAGCCAAGGAGAGACAAAGAAUCUGGAAGGGGACACAAUCCAAAAAAGCACUAAAUGAGCUGUUGAACUAUUUGGACUGUCUUUUGAACUGUAAAAAGUAUAGUGUGUAUGUGUACAAAUGUAUAAUUUUUACAUGCUUUUUAAAAAAGUUAGCUUUGUGAGAACAUCUUGUUUGGUAAGUGACUUUACUAUAUAAUGGAACCAUAUUGUAUCUUGUUACCGAGUAAUACAGUAAUGCAGGUCAGCUUUUUUUCCCCUCUGAAUCCAGCUAGUUUAGGAGGAGCCUGGGUUUGUAGAUAGGAUCCAGGGGAUCUAUCCUGUUACACUGCUUACAGGCUCCCAUGUGGGCAGUGCAGCCGUGAAGUCAAAUGAUUUUAGGAGUUAGGACCAAAUUACCAGUGUGCUCCCACCCUGGCUCUUAAAAUAAAAUGGAAGCUGUUUUAUUUCAUGGCUUCCUUUUAAUCAUGUAGUAAUCUUAUUACAAUUCUAUAUUUCCAGGAGUUUGCUACUAUUUUUUAGUCAGGUAUUAAAAACCCCCAAAACUCAUGGAACCAGUCUCCUGCCUUUACUCCUUUCCCUUUUCUAUUCUUUUACCAGAAGCCCUCAUUUGACCCAUGAACUCCUCAGGCCCUCUUGACCCACAUAUUAGCGGGGCUAGUUCCUUGUUCUGCUAAUUCCUAAUUCUGCUUAAAACGAAUUUGGGUUUAUAUAUAUGUGCACUUAGAUGCUAGGCACUGUAAUACUUAAAACCCAGUCUCUCCCCAGAGAGAAAGUAACACUCACUUGUUAUUCAUUUAAUCACCUCAUCCUGCUUCUCUAUGCUAAUUAUGUCUUUUAUUUUAUUACUUGGUAAUAAAGGCUACAUUUAUUUUUGUAACUGUUUAAAGAACAACCACGUGCUGAGUACUGAAUUUACGAAUUCCCAUACAGAACAAUACUGACCCGCAAUUUGUGU
Enhydra lutris kenyoni (northern sea otter) is the source of this 3037-nucleotide messenger RNA. RefSeq names its product pre-mRNA-splicing factor CWC25 homolog. Bases 334 to 1611 code for a protein of 425 amino acids. Gene Ontology annotation, cellular component: U2-type spliceosomal complex. NCBI's taxonomy places the organism in Eukaryota, Metazoa, Chordata, Mammalia, Carnivora, Mustelidae. The record is from RefSeq and is a predicted model, not a curated record. Gene Ontology annotation, biological process: mRNA splicing, via spliceosome. The transcript is spliced from 10 exons.